This is a messenger RNA of Pyricularia oryzae 70-15, 5831 nucleotides long. RefSeq names its product cell division control protein 25. The transcript has 5 exons. Gene Ontology annotation, molecular function: protein binding; guanyl-nucleotide exchange factor activity. Gene Ontology annotation, biological process: Ras protein signal transduction; positive regulation of GTPase activity. The coding region runs from base 1334 to 4960 and encodes 1208 amino acids. Gene Ontology annotation, cellular component: plasma membrane. NCBI's taxonomy places the organism in Eukaryota, Fungi, Ascomycota, Sordariomycetes, Magnaporthales, Pyriculariaceae. The record is from RefSeq and is a predicted model, not a curated record.
GCACGCAAUACCCUUCGUGAAUACCUUAUCCUUAAAUAGGUACAUGUUAGUAAUCAACUCUUUCGCUGAAUACGCUUCGUACUGCUGUCCUCCUUACCCGGCCCGGAAGUCAAUCGAUGGCAGCUCGCGCUUGAACUCAAUUUGGUGGCAUUUUAGUCCGAUGUUCAGUCAAACGUUCCACCCGCACAUGUCUUCCUUCCCGUUGAUAAGGGCCGACAACGCGCUCGGUCGCUGACCCCUCCUUUUUGGCCCGCCGGGUUGAGGCAUUCCCCCUGCGUUUGUUGUUCAGGAAAACCCUCGAAAAAAGGCUGGUUAGGCAUGGACGGUAUGCACUCAAAAAGAAUAAAUAAAUAAAAACUUGUCCAUGCGCGGCAACUUCCCCGCCAUGCUCGUCUCAACGAGGUGGUGGGUGUACACGAAUUGAAUAGGAAACCUGGGUACCUACCUAGGCUAGAGAAUAUCAUGCAAUCAGUCAAACUACUGUACGGCGGCGUCAAUACCUGGGACAAGGUGCGUGACUGGCAAGCGAUGGUGGGGUACGAGUAAGAUAUCAUUCCAAUGCAUCUGAAUGAGUCCGUCCACCUACCUGUCAGUCGUGAUAAAUCAACUUCCUCCACGCUUCAUUUAUUUCUUGUUUUUCAACAUUAUUAUUAUUGAUAUUGUUUCUUCCCCUCCCUUGCCUGGCAUCGAUGGCUUUUUCAAUAGUCUGAUCGACUCAAUUCAGCCCUCAAAAAAAAAAAAAACAUCAGUCUCAUUGGACCUAGAACUAGAGUAAACUGACCACCACGUUGUUGGCACCCUCGCUCCCGCCUGUCAUACAGCUCGCCUUAGGUACCUAGCCUAGGCGGGCCCUGUGCAGCUUUUCGUCUCAAUUCGCUACCAUCCACGAUUGGUGCAGUAGUCGCCCUGCAGCACGCCCGCCGCAUUUUGCUGCAACGAAAUACCCACCCACCACCACCACAACCACCCAGAGAUCGCCCGCCCAAAAAAAAUAAGCCCCGUGGUCGCCGCCCCUUUUCUUCGGCCAGACAAUCUGCAUUCCCUAAACCACCCCCGGGAUUGUCGCUCGAACCACCAACCCCCCUCAAGGACACUCCAACGAUCACAGCGCGGGAUCGCGUUCGAACGUGAUUGCGUCCAAAGUGGACUCGACUUUCCAACACCCACUUGUCAACUUGCAACCCAACAGAAAACUCUCGCCGCGCCGUCGACGGCCAAUCUACGCCCCACGGUUACAUGAAAAUUUCGGGACAUAGGGGUGAUGUCCUCUAGCUAGACGCGUGGGACAUGCCCUAGUCUUCACUCCCGCUGACCUCCCCAAAAAGGGACCAGGAUGCUCAUGACACAGACGGUUGUGUCGGCUCUUGGUCAGGCUCAGAACUCUGCUUCCUCAAUCGCCCCGAAUCGCCACGAUCCAACAACAGCCGCCGGCUCCACCCCACGGGAGGACCCCUACCUUGCCGCAUACACGUCGACCUCGUCUACGCUGAUGAAUGGGAUCGUGGGCACGGCACCGCCCGGUGCUAUGUACGUACGCGCCCUCUACGACUACGAAGCCGAUGACCGGACCAGUCUCAGCUUUCACGAAGGCGAUGUCAUUCAGGUUAUCACGCAGCUCGAGAGCGGCUGGUGGGAUGGCGUUAUCAAUGGCGUUCGCGGCUGGUUCCCCAGCAACUAUUGUGAGAUUAUAAACGAUGUACCCGAACCCGAGCCGAAUGGAUUCAUCGACUCGGUUGAGGAGGACCCUGAGGAGGAUGACUACGAGAAUGGCUUCGACGACGAAGAGGAGGAUGAUGACGACCAGGACCUGGCUGGUGGUCUGCCGAUGGAACAGCCAGAUUCCGACAGCAAAUCUGGCGCAGAUUUCUGGAUACCACAAGCGACAUCCGAUGGCCGAUUAUUUUACUACAACACCAUGACUGGUCAGACUAGUGUAGAGCUGCCCUUGGAAUCACCCACAUCGAUGAACGAAUCUGGACCCCGCGAUCGGAUGAAUGUAAACCUUCCAGAUAGGACACGGCCGCCUCCGGAGAUGAUGGCAAGGGGUCUUACACAGGACGAAGAUGAGGAUUCCGAUGCGAAUUCCGCUUCCGAGUUGGACGGCGAGUCUAUCAUGAUGGCAUCGCAGACUCUCGGGUCGAAUAACCGCGCGCCUCAUCUGAAGGAUACGCUAUCGCCAUCCAUCUCGAUGGACUCUAUGAACGGACAACACCCGAUUACUCGAACUCGCGGCGACACAUUUGGUGCUACCCAAGCCAUGAACCAGACACCAAUGAUCGCAUCUGCUACCUCUUUUACCACCUUCAAUCUCCCCAGCGCUGCCACCAUACCCCGCUCUUUCUUUGAUGAUGGUAGCACACCUCCCCUUACCUGGAGCCGCUUGGUGAACAACAUGAAGCGCUCUAUAGAACGAUAUCGCGAAGCAAUCCAACACGGCAGCCGAUCCGAGUAUGUCGCCCGAGCAGAGGAUAUAUCAGACCAUCUCAGGCUGCUCCUGGCUGCAGGUUCUGGAACAACAGACAACCACUCGGGUCAGCCUUCUAUUAUUUCAACAAACAAAGCCUUGUAUCCGCACUUUCGUGACAUGAUGUCCAAGUUCUCAAAACUUGUCAUAUCAUCACACAUUGCCGCCGCGGACUGGCCGAACCAGGAGUCCGUACAGAAAUGCUUGUCAGAAGCCGAUGGGGUCCUGCUCGGUGUGUUCAGCUAUGUUGAAGUUGCCAGACAGCAAAGAGGCGAGGAAAUUCCCCGACUCUUCCCUGGCUUCGUUAUCGGAAGUACCACUGGUGGCAGCUGGCAGAAUAACGGUCUCGCUGGUCGCGAUCCCAUAACUUCCAAUUUCCUAGAAGAUGAGGAGGGCGUUGUCGAGCCCACAGCUGUGCUCGAUGGCAAGCUGCUUGAAAGAUUAGAUGAGCUCAAGAGAUUACUUGUCUCCAGUAUCAGGGAGCUUGACAAGAGCCUAAUCCUACCUGACAAGGUCAUUUCGCCCUACCGUCAUGAGGUUAUCGGCAAUAAUGUCUGCUUGGCGGGAAGUAGAGUUCUGGACACCUUCAAACCUUGGGUCGCCAUGAUCGAGUCCAUCGACUUGUCAUCUCUUGGGAACACAUUUCAAACCCCACAGCUGGCCGACUUCAGCGUAAACAAACAGAGCCUUUACGACAACAUUUCAGACCUUAUCCUUGGAUGCCAGGCUGUAUCAGGUCCGCUCUCAGACGAGUGGUCAGAAGUGCGGGGGGAAUCGCUUGAGAACCGUCUCGAGUACGUAAGGCAGUGUGGGAGGACUCUGGAGACAAAUUCAUCCCACGUGGGAUUCUCUUUACAGCUACUCUCAGAGCAAGUGCAGUUCAACAUGCAGCAGCAAGUCGAGCCUCGCGUGCGCGAAGAACCAUUUGUGCGCCAACCGCUCCAGAGAACGGAGACGAUGCCAUACCAGCCCAGCGGACACCUGCGAACAGAGAGCAGAGGAAUCAGCGCUCCUCAGCGCCCUGGGUAUGCGCAAUCCGUGUCGGUUGAUGGUGCAGACCUUAUUGCGCCAAACAACAAAUUCCGCAAGAUUGGUGGGCAUUCUAAACUUGAAAGGAUAUUUGGAGAGGACCCAUCACCUCAACCUCCACCGGUUGAUGAGACGCCCGAAUUCCUCAAACUCAGCUAUGAGGAUGACAUCCAGUGGGAGACCAAGACCCAACCGCCAACGGUCAAGGGUGGCACGCUUUUGGCGUUGGUUGAGCAGCUUACACGUCACGACAAGCUGGAUUCCAGCUUCAACAAUACCUUCUUACUUACGUACCGUUCAUUCACGACAGCACGUGAGCUCUUUGAGCUCCUGGUCAAGCGAUUCGGGAUCCAGCCUCCGGAGGGACUCAACCAGCAGGACUAUGAUGUCUGGAGGGACAGGAAACAAAAGCUGAUCCGUUUCCGUGUAGUCAAUAUUUUGAAGAGCUGGUUUGAAAAUUUCUGGAUGGAAGAUUCGAGUCUGGAAGAGACGAAGCAGUUGAUUCGGGACGUCUACACGUUUGCCAGAGACACUGUGAAGUCAACAGAAACGCCUGGAUCGCCACAACUGAUGGCACUGCUGGAUCAACGCUUAACCGGAAAGGACGUGUCGGCCAGACGCAUGGUACAAAACUCCAACCUGCCGACACCAACGCCAAUCAUGCCCAAGAACAUGAAGAAGCUCAAGUUUCUCGACAUCGAUGUAAUAGAGUUUGCCCGCCAGCUUACGAUAAUCGAAUCAAGGCUAUAUGCCAAGAUCAAGCCUACGGAGUGCUUGAACAAGACCUGGCAAAAGAAACAGGGCGAAGGAGAGCCGGAGCCGGCGCCAAAUGUUAAGGCUCUCAUUUUGCACUCAAACCAGAUGACGAAUUGGGUGGCCGAGAUGAUUUUGGCUCAGUCGGAUGUCAAAAAGCGAGUUGUUGUCAUUCGCCACUUUGUGGCCGUAGCAGAUCGUUGUCGCUCUCUCAACAACUUCUCAACUCUGACUUCCAUCAUCUCGGCUCUCGGCACCGCGCCGAUCGCUCGACUCAAGAGGACUUGGGACAUUGUCCCAGCAAAGGCGCAGUCCACACUGGAGAGCAUGCGCAAGUUGAUGGCUAGCACCAAGAAUUUUGGAGAGUACAGAGAGGCGUUGCAUGCCUCAAAUCCUCCAUGUAUCCCCUUCUUCGGCGUAUAUCUUACGGAUCUCACCUUCAUCGAGGAUGGUAUACCAUCCAUUAUCAAGAAGACAAACCUCAUCAACUUUGCCAAGCGGGCCAAGACAGCAGAGGUCAUUCGCGAUAUUCAACAAUACCAGGCUGUGGUAUACUCGUUGCAACCAGUCAACGAACUCCAAGACUACAUCUUGAGUAACAUGUCAGCCGCUGGCGAUGUGCAUGAGAUGUAUGACAAGAGUCUGCAAGUUGAGCCACGUGAGCGCGAGGAUGAGAAGAUAGUGAGGGUUCUCGCCGAGUCUGGGUUCCUGUGAGCGGCCCGACGCAAUUUGCCGUGCGCUGAAACGCGGCGAUAUUUUACGUCGCCAAACCACCAGACUGGUGGUGGGCUGGUAAAACAUGCGCGGCCUCCGCCUCUACUCUAGGCCGCGCGAUGGUCUUAAUGAGAGAGGGGCGCUCAGAAUAGGCAAACGACUAUACAACACGGGUCGGGUGUGACCUGGGUGAACCCAUUCACGAAAAGGACCAUUCGAGACAUGUGAAAUGAUAUUACGUUGAGAUACCUUUGGAUAUAUAUAACACGACGAUACUUCAGCGUGGGGUCACGCUUUGUUCGGCGUUUUGGAGGCUAGAGAGUGUACAGGACGAAGCGAUUCUGUCCGUAGCAGAUCAUACUGGCGCAUUGAGGGCUGGUUCCUAGAGGUUUGCUUCAAGCAAGUUGAGCCGGAACGGAAAACGGGCCGGUAAAAAGAAGGGGAGCACAAACGCUCAAAAUGAAGGAAAGAAAAUCGCUUCCAGGUGCUGACUUCCAGAGUAGUCUGCUAGACUUGAAUGGAGAACCAGUUUGAAGGAAUCUCUUGAUUCACCGUGGCGUCCGAUCUUCAGGAGUCGACUGCUAUUACUUCAUCAUGCUCCCAGGAUUGGUGGGUUGGCUUUGGACAGACUGGUGAAUUCAGAUGAAGUAAUACGGGGGCGGGUGGCGGCGUAGGCUUCCCGAGACCAAAUCGGCAUCUCGACUUGGCCAUGUCUGUUCUUGCGGGGAGGUGAAUAUUGGCGGGUCCAUCAGCCAGAACGGAUCGAGACACAAUGGAGACAAGGACUAAUAUCUUGUGGCAAAGGGCACCGGAAAAUGAGAAUCAGAAUGUCAGCCAUACAUGUUAUUCAGAGUCCCUGUUCUUUCCAGUA